Esox lucius (northern pike) is the source of this 2967-nucleotide messenger RNA. RefSeq names its product zinc finger protein 395b (gene znf395b). Lineage: Eukaryota; Metazoa; Chordata; Actinopteri; Esociformes; Esocidae. Gene Ontology annotation, cellular component: nucleus. The record is from RefSeq and is a predicted model, not a curated record. Gene Ontology annotation, molecular function: RNA polymerase II cis-regulatory region sequence-specific DNA binding; DNA-binding transcription factor activity. Gene Ontology annotation, biological process: regulation of transcription by RNA polymerase II. The transcript is spliced from 10 exons. The coding region runs from base 381 to 1727 and encodes 448 amino acids.
UGGUGUGUUUAUCAAACCUAUUUUUUUCCCCCGGCGCAGUAACGCUCUGUCUGUCUGGCAUUUGCGCUAAGGGCAUCGUUUUGCUCUGGUAACCUAUCACCCAGAUAUGCUUUUGUGACAGUCUCAAUGCAGCAGACUGAUAUCAGCGCUGUGGCCAGCUGUCGCACUCGACUAGUUGGAAUUGCUCCACCAUACGCCCGCACCAGAGACACACGUAGCCACCGCGGUGUGGCGCGCAUCCGUCCCUCCGCAUCCAACCCCCCCUUUCACUGGCAGGCAGCAAGAACCGGUGGAGACACCGAAAUCGUUUCACUCAGGCUCCAAACCGGACGUCGCCAUCGAUCGAGUGUAGUCGCACGAGGGCAGGGUGCAGGAUCACCAUGGCAGCUAUGGGACCAGGGGGCAAAGGGCAGGAGAGCCUCCCCCCACCGGCACCACUCACCUGUCCCUCCAGGGAGGGCCCGCGGCCCGGAGAGCCCAGACCGGAGGGACUGGUGCACAUGCAGUGUCGUGGGAAGGAGGUCCCUGCCGAGACAGAGAGGAAAAGUCAUAAGGACGUGAAGGAGACAAACUUGGAAGGGCUAGUAUUUGUGCCCCAUGGGAGGGCAGAAGUGGGCUGGACCCAUGUCUCUUCCCCCCAGCAGACUACAAGUCCCACAAUGCCCUCCUGCCAAGGCUCCACCCCUUGCAGUUUCCGGAGCCCGGGGUCAGUGGACAUGGACGAGAUCAUGGCCGCCAUGGUUCUGACCAGUUUGUCCUGCACCUCGGUGGUCCAUGACUCUCCUCACAGUUACAUUGACCCGGUACCAGCGUCAUCGUCAGGGGGUGGAGACAUGGAGUGUGGGGGCGGGGAGCUGUCUGACAGUGGAAGCAGUGGCUACUGGAGCUGGGACCAUGGCAACGUUAGUCCCGCCCCCUCCCCGUCUGUCGCGGAGAUGGACAGCAGUCCAGACGAAGGUCUGCACAUGGAACUGGAGCAGGGGGAGGAGCUUAACCAUGCCAAGAGGUCAAAGAGUGGUUUCAGAGGGGGGUACAGGUGUCUGUGGCCUGGCUGUGGAAAGGUGCUGACGUCUUCCGUGGGGAUGAGGAAACAUGUUCGCCUGUUACACCUGGGGAGUGGAUCGGAACACUCUCAGAGAGAGGAGGACUUCUACUACACAAAGAUCUCCUGUGAAGUCCCCUCAGCGGACCACCCUGUCUCCUCCAUCCCACCGGCACCACCAGCCCCCGUCUUGACCUCGUCUCCUCCCGGUGCCGGGCUUCAGAUCCCGUCCACCUCGUCAGGGAGCUCCAGACCGGGCCCCGACCCGGUCCAACCCAGCGCCCUCAGCCAGUCUGCCCCCAGCUCCUUCUGGCAGAUACAGACAGAGCACCUCUACCCGGCCUGCACUCCCAUCCGGGGGGGUGUGGCCUCUUGCAGCCCUGCACUCUGUCAAUGGACUCCACCUCCUCUAACCGCCACUAGACCGCACAGCCAUACCAACACCCAGGUAGCGACCGUUCGCUGCAGGUCUGUGAGUGUAGGCGAACAGUGGCUUCAACAGAACAGUGCCACCAGCAGGCUGACUACCAUGACUGCAGCUUCUCCAUCACGUUCUCACUGCUCUUUCAGUCGCAAGGCACGAGGCGAGGCCAAGAAAUGCCGUAAGGUGUACGGCCUGGAGCACAAGGACCAAUGGUGCACCUCCUGUCGCUGGAAGAAGGCGUGCCAACGCUUCCCCGACUGAACGACCGCACGAAUGAAUGACGGCGAAAUGAGAGACUUGGGGGGGGGGGAAGGACACAAACGCGAUCAGAGCCUGUAAACCAUCAAGAACAAAAACUUUUCUACCUUUUUUCCACACUUUUAGGAGUAGAGUGAUUCCUCUUCUUUCUUUUUUUUUGCUGUCGUAGCAGUUGACCCGAGAUGUUCAGUAGAUUAUUGUGCGAUGGUGCUGCUAGCUUGUAGUUGACAGUGUCUACAUGUAGUAGGUCUUCCUUCUUAGCCUGGUUCCUUAUCUGUUUGUGGUGUAUAGCAUGAUGACAAACAUAGGAGUUCGCUAUGAUCCCCCUUGGGACUUUAAGGGCCCAGGCUAGUAACCCAGGGUAAUGUUCUGGUCCACACUCUGUGCCAUGCAAUAUUUCUAAAGACUCUGACUAGCCUAUCGGGGCACCUUUUGUACUUGCCCAAUCUGGAAAGAACUAGCCUUUGGACUAACCGGCUACUUUACUUUUAAAUACUAGCCUAGUCUUUUCGUUUGUCUUCUAUACAGCACAAACAAAUCUUGCAGCUGGUCUCAUCCUUUCCACUACAAAUGUUUCACCAUCCACUGUAAUGCAGCUCUCUUCCAACUCUUUCCUGCUCUGUCUACAGUGGUUAUGGAAUGCCUAUACCUCUAUGGCAUGCUGUUUAGGAGUUUUUCCCUUUAGACUGUUUUGUAUUUUUAUCUCUUUUUUUUUUUUAUUAUUGUGUUUUCAUCAGACUUAUGUUUUGGCACAGUUUAUUGCAUUGUAUUUUACAAGGAUAAUGACGAAUAAGCUAUAUUUGGUUUGACUCAUUGCUGUGGUUCAAAUUGAGUCAGUUCCUGUCACACGGUGUUGCCCAUUUGGCAAACAGUGUUGUAGUCCUGUUUCUAUAAGCUAAUACUUGGUUGGGGUCUGUUCGAAGUGAAGUCAUUUGAUUCCAAAAUUACACAGAGAUGUAAAUUCAAUAAUUGUUGAGAAUAAUCCUCAACUAUUUCUGAAUAAAUUAAAAGAGAGAAGCUAUUUGUUUACAAAGCUUUUCAGAUUGUUCAUUCUUUAUUCAAAUAAUUUCCCGAAUUGAGUGAAUUCAUUUCGAAUUGAACCAGAACCUUCCAUUGGACCACUUCCAGGGAUCAGGCAAUCUUAGACAGCUUUGUAACCGCCUUCUAGGAAUUAAGAAACAUAUUGUCUAACGUUAUUACAAAACACAAUCAAAUAAAGUACCAAAAAAAUAAACAAUGAAAA